UUAUAUUAGUGCAGAACACUGUACCUUUAAUUUAAAUGCCCUUGGAGUCUGCUGGGGAAGAGAAAUAAUACUUUCAGUCAGUGUGACAUGCAGAUGAGUGCCGUCGAUCUUAGAAUCACCGCUCACUUCACUCAUUUGGGCAGUCCACGGGGCCAAAACCAGAGUGUGGAGCCACAGUGUGGCGGUGGAGGCAGCAGCAAUGGAAGGCCAUACAGCACCCUAUCACAAAAUGGAACCCACCAACAGUGUCAGGAGACCUGAAAGUGGCACAUGGCGCAGGGUGGCGGUGGAGGCAGCAGCAAUGGAAGGCCAUACAGCACCCUAU
Molecule: messenger RNA, 325 nt
Organism: Staurois parvus
Lineage: Eukaryota; Metazoa; Chordata; Amphibia; Anura; Ranidae
Source: the annotation of a GenBank genome assembly